GAUGGAGAGCGUAUUUGAAUUAGAGAUGGCUCCUGCCCCUAUAAUCGUCGCAGUACCUAGACCUGAUCUAGAUUCUCCCGAGGAACGGCCAAUUGAGCGAGAAUCCGAGGGAGCGGGGUUGGCGGUGAGAGUUGAAGAUACGCUCGCAUCAGCCUCGCUCGGCGAGCAGCGCGGUUUUAAACAAGGCAAAUCAGUAGAGUAGGGCACAACACCCCUGCACGCGGACAUUUACAAUUUCGAUUUUGCCCUUUUCAAUUUCAAGCAAGGUUAUGGAAAGGCGAAAUCUGAAAGCCGAGGGGCUAGGGGAGGAGGCGGUUCAGUCUAGAUCAAAGAUUUGGCAAGCCACUGUUCCCGUUGUCCUUGGCCUUCUCCACAAACGAUCUCCUCGGCAUCAGCUUCGAGACCGGUGUAAGACUUGCUUGAGACCAGUGGUCGGCGGCGGUGUCUUGGACAAAUUUGAAGAGUCACAAAGUGGCAAGAGCCGAGAAGAGAGCAUGCCACCAAGACCCGUGGAAAGCGUCUGGAACUAUCCAAGACCACCUGCGCUCCAGCCCACGACAGCCCGAUUACGUGUUGUCUGGAGGGCACCCGAUCACUCGGAGACGGUGGUGGCGGACACGACGCAGGGCUACCGUGUGCUCGAGACCUCCCAUCCUCCGACUUACUACUUCCCACCUAGCGAUGUCAACCAGGCGCUUCUCGCUCCGAGUGCAGCUCGGAGAACGUGGUGUGAAUGGAAAGGCCAGGCUCUCUACCACGACUUGAAGCCGACGCAAGCAAGCACACCUCUCGUCAAGGCAAAGAUUUGGUCCUAUCCUUCGCCCACGCCUGGCUUUGCAAAGAUCAAAGACUACAUGUGCUUCUAUGCCUCCAGUGGCACAGAUGCUGCCAAGUACGUUGAUGAGGACGAGGUGGCGGCACAGGAAGGCGACUUCUAUGGCUCUUGGAUCACGCCGGAGAUCACUGGCGGCGACCGCGGCUUUAAGGGUGGUCCCGGCACCUGGGGCUGGUGAGCUGGGUCCAGCAUACUGUAGCACCUGCAGUCCAAAGCACAAAAAUGCUUCUAUUCCCUGAAUGGAUUGCCCAUGGCACUGGUAGUGAAAGGUACUCCUUUACAUCCCCACGUCGCGGUUAGCCUU
This is a messenger RNA of Acaromyces ingoldii, 1139 nucleotides long. RefSeq names its product DUF427-domain-containing protein. Lineage: Eukaryota; Fungi; Basidiomycota; Exobasidiomycetes; Exobasidiales; Cryptobasidiaceae. The transcript is spliced from 6 exons. The coding region runs from base 270 to 1013 and encodes 247 amino acids. The record is from RefSeq and is a predicted model, not a curated record.